Cucumis sativus (cucumber) is the source of this 5059-nucleotide messenger RNA. Its product is annotated as type IV inositol polyphosphate 5-phosphatase 3. Lineage: Eukaryota; Viridiplantae; Streptophyta; Magnoliopsida; Cucurbitales; Cucurbitaceae. The coding region runs from base 2691 to 4556 and encodes 621 amino acids. Gene Ontology annotation, biological process: phosphatidylinositol dephosphorylation. Gene Ontology annotation, molecular function: phosphatidylinositol-4,5-bisphosphate 5-phosphatase activity; phosphatidylinositol-3,4,5-trisphosphate 5-phosphatase activity; inositol-polyphosphate 5-phosphatase activity. The transcript is spliced from 9 exons. The record is from RefSeq and is a predicted model, not a curated record.
UGAUUCAUAAUUUAAAAUUCAAUACUUUUCAUGUUUUUUUUUUUAAUUUGCCUUUUAAGUUAUUUAUUUUAUUUGUAUUAAGAGAUUAAGACUUUUUUUGUUGGAUUUGUUAAGUCGAAGCAUAUGGGGCAUCGAAAAUAUAGUAACUAGAAAACAUUAAUACAAUAGAGUCAAUAUUGUCAAUAUUCUAAUGAUUUUGAUAGAACAUAAAAAAUAAUUAAAUCAAAGAUUAGUUGAGCAUGUCAUGUGCCAGCUUUUACAAGUGGAAAAGGAACACUAUUGAAAAGGUCCCACUUCCAUGGCCAAAAGUCUUAUUCAACUUUACUAUAAAUAUAUAUUCUUUCCAAAUCUAUUCACAACUAUAAUGUGUUUAAACAACACCCAACCUUGCUUAGAAAAAAUAUUCAAAAAUAAAAACUUCGAUAAAAUUACUUUUUACAAAAAAAAAAAAAAAAAAAAGUCUAUUGGGAUUUUGUUCUAUAGACAAUAAUUUGCUAUUUAAUUUUAUAAUUUUGAGUAUAAUUUUCACUAUCAUCAAAUUUUAUUUAAAAUGAUUAAAAGAAUAUUUUAUUGCGGUUUUGAGAAUUAUAUUAAAGUGAUGAUUAGUGAAUUAAUCUCGAACAUAUUCUUAUUCAUACGAAAUUAUUACAUACAAAAUUAAAUAAUAAAUUAAAAUUAAAAGCUAUGUGAUUGUUUUUUUUUUAAUGGAAGUAGUGAUGACGUCAAAAGAUAUUCCAUGAUUCCUUAAGUCGGAAGUAAUAAUCAUUCCACUUUGAAAAGUAAUUCUCAAGCAAUUACCUUCACGUUGAAAAGUAAUUUUUGAAUUCUAGAGGUAAUUCUUGAUUUUCAAAAUUCAAAACUAAAAAUAAAGUUUUUUUUUUUUUUUUUUUGUUUCGAAUCUAAACUUCAAAUGAUUCUUGCGUAAAAAAAUUGUUAUACUUUUACUUCUCGUGUUGAGAUCAAAUUUAACCCCUAAAUUUUCUACCAUUAAAAUUUUAUUUUCGAAUUUUAAGUUUAACGUUUUUCAAUGUUAUUUUUAAAUUGACAUUAUAAUUAUUAACACCAAAUACUUAAACCUUUUACAUUAGUAAAAAGUAAAAUAACAAAAUAUAUAAAAUUAAAUUCAAAAUUUCAUUGGUAAAAAUAUAAGAUUUUAAAUUGAUUAAAAGAGAAUGAAGCUCUAAAUUUGGAAACUCAAAAGGUGGGUUUUUCCCUUUUUGGUUGAGUUUUAAAAUUGUAUUUGGAAAUAAUGAAGUGACAAAAAGUGAAGGUAGUAGACUGGUAUGAAUCAAAAGAUAGAAUAAUUAUUGUCCUUUUUUAACCGUAAAAACUAUAAUUUUAUUAAUGUCAACAAAAUAAGGAAUAACAAUAAAUAAUGAUAGAUGAAAAUGUUGAAACAUAAAUAGUCCCAACAAAUUUCUCUGUGGUACUUGGGGUAUUAAAUUAAAUGUGCAUUUACAUCCAACAAUCCCUUCAUAACUAAUCCCAAUUAUUAUUAUUAUUAUUAUUAUUAAUUUUUGAGUUUGGGUAUUGUAGUUGGAAAAAUAUGUAUGGUUAAUCAAUUGAAUUAAAUUUGUGUUGAAUUAACUAAAUUUCAAUUAAAUAACAAUACUAAAAUCAGUAGAAUUUACCUGAGUAUAUCUCAACUUAUAUUCUUUAAAAACUUGUUUAUAAAACCAUGUUGUGAUAUUAAAUACGUAUAUUGAUUAUGGAAUAUCAAUAAAAUCACAUAUGAAAUAUUUUUAAGAACAGAUCGAAAAUCGAGACAAUCAAUUAAAGUCAAAUGUGAUCGAUUGAAGAUAAGGAAGAACUUAAUGGGUGUAGAUUUGGAAAAAAUUAUAAUUUAAACCAAUCCGGAGUGAACUAUUCGAUAAUAUUUUAGUGGAAACGAAGUUAAGAGACUGUGAAUGCUGAUUUAAAAUAUUUUAAAAUGGAAGUAAAAAAUAAAUACCAAAACAAAAUCUUGGAUCCAACAAUAUAUAUAUUUAUUGAUUAGUAGAAAAUAAAAGAGAAAAUAGUAUUAUUGGGGAUUGGGAAAUAAACAAAGGGUAGGGCAUUGCAUCGGAAUGAGGGAAGCAAUGAAGGGAGGGGGAAGAGAUAUGUGCUGCAACGUGGCGAAAUGGAGGUGAUAGUGGAAUGGUGUUCUAGGAUCUUCUACAUAUCCCGCGUGGAAAAGCGAGAGGUCUCUCUAUGCUUUGCCCGCCACCUGCCGUCCAAUAACGAAGCAGCCUGUGUGCAUCCCUUCUUCAACUUUGACCACUCUACUUUACUAUCCAUAUUCUAAAUCUCAAGAGCACCCAUAAACCUUUACCCUUUGACCCCACCUCGAUUAUUCUUAAUCAUACCUUUAUUUACUUACUUUACUAAAUUAUUUUAAAUCAUACCAGUUUUUAAUUAAGAAAAAAAUACUAUGGUGUUUGAGAAUAAUUGUGGAUUUUAAUUUGAUUAAUUAUUGGUAAUUACAGUUGUUUUUGUUUUGUCACAUAGAAUUGUUUAUAAUAAUUAAUAAAAAGCAUAUGAAAACAUUACAUCCACUCUCAUAGCGCACAACUGCCGAAUCAGCAUUGGCUAGCUCGUUUAGACCCAUUCUUCUUCUUCUUCUUCUUCAAUUCGUCAACUACUCAAGCUUUUACUUCGUUAUUCUUCUUCCCUCUAUUUCUCUCUUCUUAGUUUUAUAGCUACCUUAUCAGAUGAGGCACAAUUCCAAGAAUCAACCUCAGAGAACAUGGGCUGAAAUAUGUUGUUUCGGUUGCUCCUGCCUACAGCUUUUCUGGCCCAGAGUGGUCUUGCGUAAAUGGCUUAAUAUCAGCGCUAAGGAGUCGGAUUACAGUGCCGAUACCGAAGAUGAUGAAGAUUUGAAUUCUUCCGAUUCUGAUACUGAAGAUGUGCUGCCGAGGUUGAGAAGAAGAAAUUCAGAAACGUUUAGGACGCAAUAUAUCAACACAAAAGAAAUCAGGAUAUGUGUUGGGACUUGGAAUGCAGGAGGAAAACUACCUCCUGAAGAUCUAGAUAUUGAUGGCUGGAUAGAUACCAACGAGCCAGCUGAUAUCUAUGUCCUUGGUCUCCAGGAGAUUGUCCCAUUGAAUGCUGGAAAUAUAUUUGGUGCUGAAGACAGUCGCCCAGUUGCAAGGUGGGAAGAUAUUAUCCGCGAAACAUUGAAUAGGGUUAGACCUGCUACAACCAAGAUUAAGUGCUUUAGCGAUCCACCAUCCCCAUCAAAGUUUAAACCAUCUGACGACAUCCCAGAUUUAGAGGAGGAGAUUCUGCAGGAAAGUGAUAGUGACAUUGGUGAGGAAGUGCAUCCAUAUGAUGAAGAAUUCUUUGGCAAGGAAAAUGUCAAUGGACUAGUAGGUGAUACAAAUCUAAGCGUGAAGUUCCCCAUUUCAGAACUUUCCGCAAAUACCAAAUCAGGGAUACCUGUGGAACAGAAUUUAAUUAGGCAAUAUUCUUCUCCAAAGAGAUUGGAUCGGUUAAAUUGCUUACGGACUGAAGACAGCACAGAGAAUGAUGAGGCUGUCUUGCUACAGAAUAAAAGAUUAACUAAAAUGCUUAGUGGGUCAGAAAGGAUUGGUCUGUGUUGGCCCGAGCCUCCACUACACUUACUAUCCCACAAUGUUUUAGAGAGACCUAACUCAUUUAAAUCAAUAAGAUCGUUUAAAACAUCCAAGUCCUUCGUGGCAUUUAAUUCUUUCAAGUCAACCAUGAAUGACAUGCCAUCAGGGGUUGCUUUACUUGGAGAAAUUGAUCUUGAAUCUCUGCUAAAACGAAAGAGAAGAUCCUCCUAUGUUAGAAUAGUAAGUAAACAAAUGGUUGGUAUUUUCCUCACAAUAUGGGUUCGUAGGAGUUUGCGAAGGCACAUUCAGAAUGUAAAUGUAUCUACUGUUGGUGUUGGUGUAAUGGGCUACAUUGGCAACAAGGGAUCCAUAUCUGUCAGCAUGUCCAUAUAUCAGACCCUCUUUUGCUUUAUAUGCACUCACCUGACUUCAGGUGAAAAGGAGGGAGAUGAAAUUAAAAGAAAUGCUGACGUGAAUGAGAUACAUCGAAGAACUCAAUUCCAUCCAAUUAAUGGUGUUGGGUUUCCUAAAAUAAUCCACGACCACGAGCGGAUAAUCUGGUUGGGUGAUUUAAAUUACAGGAUCAACUUGUCUUAUGAGAAGACGAGAGAGCUUAUCUCGAGAAAAGAGUGGUCCAAAUUGGCCGAGAGUGAUCAGUUAUUACGAGAGCUUAGGAAGGGUCGUGCAUUUGAUGGAUGGACUGAGGGAAACCUAAGUUUUGCUCCGACCUACAAAUACGAGAACAAUUCAGAUAAGUAUUACGGCGAAGAUCCAAAAGUUGGAAGGCGAACUCCAGCAUGGUGUGACCGUAUACUCUCAUACGGCAAAGGAUUGAAAUUGUGCAGUUAUAGGAGGACUGAAAUUAAAUUUUCUGAUCAUAGACCAGUGACAGCCACCUAUGUGGCCGAGGUCGAGGUUUUCUGUCCUCGUAAGCUACAACGUGCUCUAACAUUUACAGACGCAGAGAUUGAAAAUGAGGAAAUAGCAUUGGAUGUAUACUGAAUUUUUAUCAGUUGCUUAAAUACAGCUUUGGUUAGAAUUUAUCUAAUCUUUCAUAUGCCUCGAAUCGAUGCUUGAUGUUGCGUAUGGAGGAUUCUUUCAAUCAACAAAGAUGAUUUGGAGUAGCUUUCUCGUGCAACAAGCAUUUCAAGGUAAACCCAAAGAGCUCAAUCUUUUAUAUGAAACCAAAAUUUGGGCGAUUUGGCUAACAAGUUUGUGUUUGGAGAUCAUGUAGCUCAUAAACUUUGUUGAUAACUUGUAUUUUACUCCAUUCUUUGGGUCACAUUCUUUCUGUAGUUGAUGUGGUUGUGUACAUGAGUUAUCUCUGUAGGGUUUCAUUUACAAAAGAUAUAGGAAUUUACUUCUCUUAGUUUGUUUCUACAUGCACAGGUUUUUCCAAGUACAUGAGAGCUUAGCAUUGUAUAGCAAUAAAGUUAAUUUGAUUGAUGUAAUUUGGAGAUUUAAAUUUGUGUCAUCUAUUUAUUUAUUUUCUUUUUGCUCUUUUA